AUGAGGAAACCGAAGCCAGAACCUAGGGAUGCUGCCGAUAUCCCUCCGUCAAAUCCUGAGGACCCUAUUGACUUAGAGUCAAGUCCGGAGCAUUUAUUGAGAAAGAAAGCAGGAAAAAGAAAACAAACUGAUGUUGAGGCUGAAGGUCAGCCUGCAAAGAAAGUUCAGAAGAAGAAAAUCACCAGAAAAGGCAAUCUUGAUGCCUUUAUUGCGAAACCUGUUCUUGAAAAGCCAAGUGCUCCUGUUUUUGCGGAGCCAUCAUCUGUGGUUAAUGAGGAGCUCCCGCCUUCUCCUCCUCAUGCCCUUGUUAACGAGCAAUUAGGGAGCACUGAGACUGCUGAUAAUGAGGCGAAAAAGACUGAUGGGGCAGAGAACCCUGAGGCUGAAAAACCUGCUGAUGUUGCUGUGGAUGCGGGAAAAAUUACCAGCCCGGAGGCUGUGGAUGUUAGUGCUGAUCAUCCACAAACUCCUGAAUUUGUUGCUCAAGACCCGGAGAAAGGGAAAUCUGCUCAAGAGAUCCCUAUAACAACUUCUCCUUCUGCGGCUUCUGGUUUUAUGCCUGAGAAUAAUGAGAAGGUCUCUGCUGAGGACCAAGGGUGGAAGAGAAAAGCAGAAGCUGAAGCUGCCCUUCUUUCCAAGGAGCACAAAAAUUGGAAAGAAAUUUGCGAGAAAAAUAAUGCUGAGAAGAUGGGUCUCCGCAAUGUUAUCAACAACCUUAAGGCUGAAGUUGAGAAGUUGAAGAAACAAGAUGCGGAGAUCGAGAAAUUGGAGAAAGAAAAAGCUGAAGCUAAAGCCGCGCGGGAUGAGGUCCGUUCUCACAGGGAAAGGAAUGAACAAAGAGAGGUACAUACCUGCGCUACUCUUGCUCUUAGAGAUAAGGAGAUAGAGGAUCUUAUUGCUUUAUUAUCUGAGCAGGAACAACUUAAAGCGGAGGUUGAGGCUGCCAAAAAAGAUUUAAACCUUGAACGGACCAAACAAGUUGAAACUUCCCGCCGUCUUACUGAAAUAGAAGACAAGUUAGAGAACUCUGAAACUGCGCGAGCAACGGCGGAGAGUGAGCUUGAACCGUUGAAGAGUGAUAUGUUGUGGUUGAAAGAGCACGGUACUGCAAGCGUUGCUGAAUCAGUUCUUAACUCUGAAGAACUAGACAAAACAGUGGCGCAUCUGUUGGUUGCUUCACAGAAUGAUGGUUACGCCCAAGGGUACGCGGAAUGUUCUCACCAUGUGGUUAACGCUUUGAAGGUUGAAUGGGAUACUAGCAAGUCUGCACCCAUGUCUGAGGACCGUGUGGCGCAGUUGAAAGAAAUCUUCCCAGAUAGAGAAGAAGAUGAGGAUGAAGACCUAGCUUAG
Molecule: messenger RNA, 1350 nt
Organism: Helianthus annuus (common sunflower)
Lineage: Eukaryota; Viridiplantae; Streptophyta; Magnoliopsida; Asterales; Asteraceae
Product: titin homolog
Exons: 5
Coding region: 1-1350 (449 amino acids)
Source: RefSeq, a predicted model, not a curated record